Messenger RNA from Pseudocercospora fijiensis CIRAD86, 1359 nucleotides. RefSeq lists its product as uncharacterized. The transcript has a single exon. Gene Ontology annotation, biological process: transcription-coupled nucleotide-excision repair; proteasome-mediated ubiquitin-dependent protein catabolic process; protein polyubiquitination. Gene Ontology annotation, molecular function: protein binding. The record is from RefSeq and is a predicted model, not a curated record. NCBI's taxonomy places the organism in Eukaryota, Fungi, Ascomycota, Dothideomycetes, Mycosphaerellales, Mycosphaerellaceae. Gene Ontology annotation, cellular component: Cul4A-RING E3 ubiquitin ligase complex; nucleotide-excision repair complex. The coding region runs from base 1 to 1359 and encodes 452 amino acids.
AUGAAUUCGUUCCUGCUGAACCGACAGCUCGGCGCCAUCAGUCCACGAUCACUCGCUCAAGCACAGAACGCUCGGCUGCUGGCACAUCUACAGCCAGCCCUCGACCGAUUCGUCCUUGAAGCACCCGAUAGCCGAGCGACUAAUGAGCACCUCGGGACCAAAGAUCUCGCCCAUGCUGCCGGCGUCGCUAGCAUCGCCAUCGAUCGCUUUGAAGGGCGAUACCUGAUUUCUGGUGGAGCAGACUCUUCACUCGCCACCUGGGACGUCGAAGCAGCAAGGGAAGCGGAUCCUCUGACACAUGUGCCUUUGGCCGUAUCACCUCGUACAUCGACUCGUCUGAGCCUUGGCAUUACGCACGUUUCAUUCUACCCGUUUGACUCCCUGGCUUUACUGACGAGCGGAUACGAUGCAACUCUCAAACUCUUCUCGUCCGAGACUCUCGAAGCAUCAGCAUCAUUUGAUCUCGGUUCCGUCGUGUACAGCCAUGCGACGUCCGACAUUGCUUCACACCUGCUCGUUGCCUGCGCCUCGCAGCAUCCAGCAGUCCGCUUGAUCGAUCUCAAAUCCGGCUCGGCAACGCACUCUCUGUCUGGUCACGCCGGCUCAACGCUCUCUGUAGCUUGGCAUCCGCGCGAUGAACAUAUACUUGCUUCUGGCGCGACUGACGGAGUGGUUCGGCUGUGGGACGUUCGCCGCAGUGCUAGCAGUCUCGGAGUGCUCGAUAUGGAAGACAGCAUCGGUGUACCAGGCUACGAUGGUAGAGGCACGGGCGCGCGUCGACGAGAGAAAGGCAGGUCCCACUAUGGUGCUGUCAAUGGUCUGAGUUGGACUGAGGAUGGAAAGUAUCUUCUCUCGAAUGGCCAAGAUGAGAGGAUGCGGGUCUGGGAUAUGUGCACAGGCGCAAAUACUCUUGUCAACUUUGGCCCUGGUCUGAAGAACUCUACCAUCACAGCUUGGAAUCCUCUCAUUGCCCCAAGUUAUUUGUCAGCCGCGGGCAAUGAAGUGGUUUUCUAUCCCAAUCCGAAAGAAAUCCUCACUUUUGAUCUGCACACGGGAACCAUGGAAAGUCGACUCCGUGUUCGAGGUUUACCUGGCUCUCAGAACGAUGCAAGCACCAAGAACCCCAAAACACGAGCCACCUCUUUAGCCUGGCGAGCGCAUCAAGUGGAGCUCUAUUCCGCACAUUGCGAUGGAACGAUCCGCUGUUGGAAGCCGCAUACCCGCGAGGAUAUUCUGGCUGAGCGUGAUGACUCCGACGAUGUUGAAGCAGACGCAUCUGCCGCCGAGAGAAAACGCAAGCGCGAAGAAUUUGACGACAUGGUAAAGAAUCUCACGACCAAGAAGAUCACAUUCACGUGA